AUGAGUGUACCAGAAGAUAAACCAAAAACAAAAAUACUUUUGAUUGGUGAUACAGGUGUUGGCAAAAGUUCACUUGGUAAUUUUAUUUUAAAGAGUGAUGUUUUUAUAGUAGGUGAUGGUGCUAAUUCAGUAACAAAAGAAAUACAUAUUGGGUGUGAAGGAAAAGAUGAUAGAAGUGAUUUAGUUGUUAUUGAUACACCUACUCUUCAAGACACAAGUAAAGAGAAUGAAAGCUGGUUAAAUGAAAUGAUUAAAUAUAUUAUAGGGCAAGGAGGGAUACAAACAAUUGUUAUUGUUUUAGAUUUUAAUAAUGAUAUACUUUCUCAUGAUUUAGAAACAUUGAUCGAAAUUAUGUGUAAUGUUUUUCCAUUUUAUCCCUUUUGGAAGCAUGUUUGUAUUGUAUGGACUAAGUGCUAUUGUUAUACACCAAAAAAUAUAAUAGAGAGUCAUAAGACGAUGAAAAAAGAUUUUUUUAAUAAACAAAUAAAGAAACGUAUUGAAGAAAUAACAAAGAGAGAAGAAAUUAUUAAUAUGCCACUAAUGGUUUAUGUUGACUCGCAACCAGAAGGAGAAGACAAUAGUAGAUCAAAGGAGGAGAUUGAAAGACUUCUAAAAGAGGUUCGGGGUUUAGGUGAUAUUGAAAUUUAUAGGGAUUUAGAAACAAAAGGCUCUGAAUAUAAAGCAAUCAUAGAAGAAAAAUAUCGACAAGAGGAUUUAACAGAAAGUGAUAGUAAUACAAUACCACAAGUCAAAUACAUGAGAAGAGAAAUAAGAAUCGGAUAUAAUGGAAUAAUUAAUUGUGGUGAUUGGGAAGUAGUAGCUAAUAACACAAACAGUAAUAGAGUAAAGAAUUUCUUCGUUUGGUUAUUAGAAUGUUGGAAUCACUUCGUAAAAGGUAAUGCUUAA
Messenger RNA from Entamoeba dispar SAW760, 906 nucleotides. RefSeq lists its product as uncharacterized. The coding region runs from base 1 to 906 and encodes 301 amino acids. The record is from RefSeq and is a predicted model, not a curated record. Gene Ontology annotation, molecular function: GTP binding. NCBI's taxonomy places the organism in Eukaryota, Evosea, Mastigamoebida, Endamoebidae. The transcript has a single exon.